Messenger RNA from Synchiropus splendidus (mandarinfish), 3769 nucleotides. It is a transcript of the gene lrch2, whose product is annotated as leucine-rich repeats and calponin homology (CH) domain containing 2. The transcript has 22 exons. Gene Ontology annotation, molecular function: protein binding. The record is from RefSeq and is a predicted model, not a curated record. The coding region runs from base 467 to 2704 and encodes 745 amino acids. NCBI's taxonomy places the organism in Eukaryota, Metazoa, Chordata, Actinopteri, Syngnathiformes, Callionymidae.
GGUGGAUUAACAUGCCCACUCUGCCUUCGGAACAUUCCGAGGUCCUAAGGCUUGAAGCGAGCCUGUCCCGUUGAGAUCACGUGAUCAAUGUUCCAGUCACGUGUUAUCCCGCUUGAAAGGGAUGGAUCGGACUUUAUUGGAGGAGUGACGUGAUGACGUCACUCGUGCGCCUCAGAAAUUGGAGUCAAAUGUAAAUGUGACAUUCACUGACCCCGCGACAGAAACGCGACCCGCUGCGAGGGGAAGAUGGGACUGACAUAAAAUGGCUACCAACUCCACCACCACCACCAUCAUCAUCAACAGCAGCAGCAUCAUCUCGAUGUUCCUCGCCAAUAGAAGCGCCCCAUCAGAAGCCCGCCCUCUAGUGCCCAAACCCGACGGCUGGCGUGUUGUGCGCAUGCGUGGGGAGGCUGCCGCUGCGCUGCUUUUUUAUUGAAACAAAUUUCUUUUUUUUUUUUUAAGGAAAAUGGCGUCUGGUCAGGGCGGAGCUGCUGCUGCUCCCCAAAGCCAUGUCCUCGCUAGUGGCCCACACUGGAGCCCGGGUCUGAGCCUCUAUCAGCACCAGCACCAGCAGCAGCACCAGCAGCAGCAGCAGCAGCACCUGACGGCCCGCAGUCUGGACCGGGCUCUGGAGGAUGCUGUGUGCUCCGGGAUCCUCAACCUCAGCGGGAGGAAGCUGAGGGAUUACCCGGGGUUGAGCUACGACCUGACGGACACCACACACGCAGAUCUGUCCAAGAAUCGUUUGUCAGAAAUCCCUCCAGAUGUUUGCCUCUUUGCUCCGUUGGAGUCUCUGAAUCUUUAUCACAACUGCAUCAAGUUCAUCCCUGAAGGCAUUAUCAACCUGCAAAUGCUGACCUACCUGGACAUCAGUCGGAACCUUCUGUCAGUUUUACCAAAAUUUCUCUUCAACCUGCCACUGAAAGUUCUGCUGGUCAGCAACAACAAGCUGGUGUCCAUCCCUGAGGAGAUCGGCCGAGCCAAAGACCUGAUGGAGCUGGACAUCAGUUGCAAUGAGAUCCAGCUACUGCCGGCUCAGGUGGGGAGACUUCAGGCUCUUCGGGAACUCAACAUCAGGAGGAACUGCCUGGAGCUGCUGCCUGAGGAGCUCGCCGACCUCCCGCUGACGCACCUUGACUUCUCCUGCAACAAGAUCACAGAGAUCCCUGCUGCCUACCGGAAGCUGCGGCAGCUACAGCACAUUGUCCUGGACAACAACCCGAUGCAGUCCCCGCCCGCUCAGAUCUGCUUGAAGGGCAAAGUCCACAUCUUCAAGUAUCUGAAUAUGCUGGCUUGUCGGGCCGAGAAGAAACCCGACACCCUGGAUCUGCCCACGCUAGGCAAGCGCUGCCUCCCCCAGCCACUCACCGACAGCAUUGAGGACUUCUACCCCGGGAAGACUCACGGUCCAGACUCUGGCAUUGGAAGUGACAAUGGAGAGAAGCGGCUGUCCACCACAGAGCCCUCGGACGACGACACGGUCAGCCUGCACUCUCAGGUGUCGGACCCGGCCCGGGCCGACGCCCCCUCGCUCCUAACGCGCGCAGAUGCGUGCAAAGAUCAGGAUCUCUGUGACUUCACAGAUGCCAGCGCCGAGCCGGAUCCUGCUCUGUCAGAGUGUGACGGACAGCUCGUCACCCCAGGGGCCUGCAUCAAGGAGCUGGAAAAGGUUCUGAACUUGUCUCAGCAGAGCAAAGAGAGGGAGAGCUGGCGGGAGGAGUCCGGCUCUGACAAGGAGCUGCUGUGUGAGGAGGAGGACGAGGAGCUCAGGGAGGUUCUGGACCUGAGGAAGAUCGCGGUCCAGCUCCUGCAGCAGGAGCAACAGAACCGACGUCGAUCUUUGAUCUGCCGAGCCGAGAGUCUGAUCCACAGACGGCGUGUCACCGGCCGUGCUCACAGGUUCCUGAGUCACUCUGGGAAUUCCAGUAGCAAACCUCGUCCUCCAGCUCAAGCUGCCCGCAGUGCAUCCCUAGAUGAGGGCAGCAGUGGAGCCUCGGUUCUGACAGGCCAGCCUCCGUCCUCCUGCUCCUUCGACGGCAGCCUGAAGUCUGAUCGUUCAGAUUUGGAGCCAAAGUGGCCUGAAGUCCUGCCGGUCCUCCACCAGAGCGAUGAGCGGCGCAGAAACAAGUACCUGAGGAAGGACUACCUGAAGCACAAGUGUCAGAGCGCGCGCAGGAGCUCGAGCGUGGACGACUGCGAGGAUGGGCUGAGGAACUCUGACUUUAGCACCACACUGACGGUGUUUGGACUCAAACCUCGAUCAGCCUUCACCCGAGGAAGUCGGCAGGACUUCAGCGCCAACGAUCCAAGCUUCACAAUGAGGCGGAAGAUGGAGAACCUGAUGGAGGAGAUCGAGCAGAUCGGACUGCUGCGGCAGAACAUCGAGUCCAGGUUGAAAGUUCUUCUCCCUGAUGACGUUGGCGCAGCUCUGAUGGAUGGCGUGGUCUUGUGUCACCUGGCUAACCACAUCAGUCCUCGGUCCGUGUCCAGCAUCCACGUUCCUUCUCCUGCAGUGCCCAAACUCAGCAUGGCCAAGUGCCGCAGGAACGUGGAGAACUUCCUGGACGCCUGCAAGAAGAUGGGAGUUCCUCAGGACCAGUUGUGUCUCCCCCAUCACAUUCUGGAGCAGCGAGGCCUGGUGAAGGUGGGCGCCACAGUGCAGGCCCUGCUGGACCUACCUGCCACACAGCUGUCAUCCAUCUGACCCCGUCCAGCAGCAGACGCACUGUUCCGUCCCAUACAACCCUCCUCCAGGGUUCGGAGGCCCCUGCAUUUCCUCUUUUCCUGAGGGCGAGGACCCAGGAGACUGACCGGUCCCGACUGACUGGCGGGUGCAGUACCGCCCUGUGCCACAUGAUGUCAUCCUGUCUUCUUCGCUGUCUCCCAGAAGCUUCCUCCGUUCUUCUGCUUGGCUGGAUCUUAUGGAGUCGCCCAGUACCAGACCUGUUCCCUGUGUGUCACUCGGCGUCAGCAAACUGUAAACAUGUAAAUUGCCGCAGCCAGAAUCCAUUUGUGGCUAACCAGAAGUGUCACACUGCCACCUGCCUGCAGGCAGAGCAGCUGCAUCCUGGACCACUGUGAUGGCAAGCCAAAUGACGACUUACGAUGGGCCACGUGACGAGUUUGUCGUCUGAACUCGUCACGUGACCUCGAGUGUCAACGUAGCUUUUUCGUCUGAAAGAUCUUUUUCUAAUUCUUCAGUUCACAGCACACUUCAUCGUAGCUGUGGCCGUCCAAACGUCACAAGAUCCGACCGCCAUGCUUCAGGGAACUUUCUGCUCGCUCUUUGUUCUGUCUUCCACCUUGGUGACGUGGAGCUGAGAUUGUGAUUCUGAAGCAGUUUUCUUUGUUGUUAGCGACGGGUUCGCCGAACGCUAACAAAUGUUGGGCCGUAUCACCUUUCCGGAAGCGAAGUAGCGUUCCUGGACUACAAAAGCUAGCAGAGCUAGCUUCACAUUAAAACACUCAGCACUUCCUAUUGAAAACCUUUGACCUGCGAGGGCGCCGCUGAUAACUGUGUUAGCAUGCUACAUGAGAGCAUCAUAUUGACGUGAUGCUGACUGAAGUUGAUCACAUGGUGUGAUGAUGUCGCCGCUGAAUGUUCCGGACGCUCAUCACCACCUAUGCAGAUGACACUGUGACUUGCUCGCCACGGACGCUCAGACGAAACCCGGUGGGUCCAGACGGGUCUGGACUCAGACUGUUGUAACAUAUACACACUUUUUAACUUUGUACUGCACGAGUGUGUGGACACACGCUUAUUAAAGUG